Messenger RNA from Thlaspi arvense, 1806 nucleotides. The record is from the annotation of a GenBank genome assembly. Lineage: Eukaryota; Viridiplantae; Streptophyta; Magnoliopsida; Brassicales; Brassicaceae.
AUGCACCGGCAGGGAUCGUCUCCGAUCACGCCUUCAAGCUUUAGCGCCGCCGUUUAUACCGCUGCCGAUGUAUCUGCUGGACUGAGCAAGUCUCCUUUGUCUCAUCCGAUUACAGUGACGCCGAUUUCCGCCGCUUACCCGUCCGGUGAUCCUUUGCCGACGAUGCCCGGGAGUCCCCUUGCUAGGGUUCGAUUAUCUGAAAUUCUGCCUUAUGAAGGUGCUCCUUCUCCGGCCUACGGAAAAGCCGUUGAGGCUCUGUCUGUGUCUCUGAUGAGGUAUAAUGCCUCCGUGAUCGAGCUCGGGAGCCAUGACGCCGCUCUGAUGCGAUGUGGCCUUGAAGCUGCUCGUUUGUACUUCAGAACGAGAACCCUUAACGUCUCUGGCAAAGGCAGUCGUGGACUCUCUAUGUACAGAGCCGGAAGAUCUGUUGAAGAUUUAGACUCGUCGCCUCCAUGCAUGGCUGAGAUUUUCCGGUGCUUGGGUAAAGUAGCACGAGCGGCUUUAUCAGCUGUAGCAAGGCAUCUACGUCUAAGAAGCGAUGUUUUUAACCAUAUGCUCGACGACUUCCCACUAGCUCCUAACGAGGUUUCCUCGUCUGUGCUGUUGGCUUCCUAUGCUCCUGCAUCGAUCCAAAAUGGAAAACCUGCUCCUGGAGGUGGGAAUCUAUCCGCUAAUGUUGAAAUUGAGAAGGGUUUGUUGACACUCUUCUGCUCAGAUGGCACUGGCGUUCAGGUAUGUGACCCAAAUGGUCGUUGGUACGUAGCAGAUAAUGGAUGUGGGGUUGGUGAUCUCUUACUGAUUACUGGCAAAGCGCUUAGUCAUGCUACUGCAGGUCUCCGUCCGGCUGCCUCCUAUAGAGCUACUGCUGAUCAUUUGUCUGGUGACACUCGCGGAAGGGCAUCACUAGCCUUUAGGCUUAUGCCGAAAAGUAGCGCUAUAUUAGAUUGUUCCCCAAUAGAAGCAGCUGGCCAUGUAAUUCCUCAUAGCUAUGUGCCAGUAUCUGUCAGUCAAUUUAUGGAUAACCUCUUGGCCGAGAAUGACACUCUAGUUAGUCCGCCUGUGAAGACCAAUUUCUAUGCCAAUACUACCCAAAUCUAUCUUUUACCUUUGACAUUUGGAAUAGAAAUGGAUAUUGAGGAAAGGAAUUUGAAAAAUCAUAUUCACGGAGCACACGGUCUUAUGUCAAGAGAUCUUCUUCUGAAUUGUGGAUAUCAGGUUUCACGGGAUGAUGUUUGCAAAGAGCCUUCCUUAAGAAGUGUUCUGUCGGAUCCAAUUUCUGGUGCUUUUCUUGAAGAUGCAAUGGUUGUCUCUUGUGGACACUCAUUUGGUGGCCUCAUGCUUGGAAGGGUCCUUGAAAUGUCUAGAUGUACGCUCUGCCAUGCAGAAAUCGAGCCUGGGUCUCUGGUCCCAAACCAUGCUCUUAGAGCUGCCGCUUCAGCUAUAAAACAACAGGACGAUAAAAGACUUUUCCACAACGCAGCAAUGCGGAGGCGUAGAAAAGAAAUGAGUGAUCAAAUGGAUGUGGAAAAUGGAGAUCCAGCUACGGAUGAUGGAUUGCAGCGAGUGGUGCAUUAUCCAUUUGCUGUUAACGAGAAAGUGCUUAUCAAGGGAAACCGGAGAACGCCGGAAAAGUUUGUGGGAAAAGAAGCAAUCGUGACAUCUCAAUGUCUCAAUGGCUGGUAUCUAUUAAAGAUUGUCGAAAGUGGAGACAACGUGCGGCUGCAAUACCGAUCCCUGAAAAAAAUGACGAACGAUGACAGAGGAGGAAGUCUUCAACUUCAACCGGUUGAGAGCAAUAGCUUGUAG